UUGUCUUUUGUAUUAAUUAAUUAAAAUUUUAUUUAAACAUUCAAAACCUUGAAAAUGCCAAAUCGUCUUAAUGAUGCUAUUAGCCGCUGCUUGAAAGACAAAUUUAGUACGGAGGGUACCAACUGUUUAAAAUUUAGAUAUGAUGUCAAGUACUCUUCAGAGGACGAUAGCCGAAGAAUUGAUGUUAGAUACCAGUUCGAAAAAGCGAAUGAGCCCUCCACUAAACAAGGGACUAACUGCUUCACGGCCGUUGUAAAAGAUUCAACUUCAGACGCGAGUAAUUCCAAUGAGUUUACGAUGCAUUUGGUGGUCUUACCUCAAAUUAAGGAAAUUUUUAAAGAACACAACGUCAUUUGGAAUGGCCAUGUGACGAAAUUCGGCGUAGAAAACUUUUACUUUAAAGAUAAUUUCAUGUUUUUGGAAUACCAACCAAGUGGAAACAUUGCCUGGAGUAGUCUGGCGUCAUCUGAUGCAAAAACCGUUUUGCGAAAAUUGGCCCAAUUUCAUGCUUGUUCUUUGGUGUAUUUAAAAAAGAUUUCCAUAGAUAAUAUUAUAUCUAAGACUUCGCCCUUAUUGGCUAAUAAUGAAGUGGAAACCCGCAUGUAUGCUGCCAUUAAAACUAUAGAAGCAUAUUGGCCAGAAUUUAAAGAAAGCACUACAAAAAUGCGCAGCUGUGUGGAAACAUUUCGCAAACGUUUAACUCAUCUGUUGGAUAGAAAUGGGCAAACGUUGAAAGUUAUCGCACUUGGUGAACCAUACAUGAAAAAUAUGCAUUUUCGAUGCCAAACAAACAGAUAUGGAAAUCCUGAACGAGUAGAAGAUGUUUUGUUUUGUAACUUCAAAAAUUGCUUCAUUGGCAGUUGUGGCUAUGAUUUGAAUUUAUUCCUCAAGACCUGUUUGAACUUCGAUGCUCUGACUCGGGAACGUUAUAAACUUCUUCAUUGCUACUAUGAACAUUUCUCAGCAACAUUGAAAACUUUAAACGAAAACUCCAUUCCCAGUUGGCAGACAAUUUUGGAUGACGUGCAUGAAUUUGAAUUUAUCGGUUUUUAUGGUUUACUUUGUGAAAUGCCAUUUUGUCAGGUGAAAAGCGAUCUUCCGAAAUGCUAUAUACUGGGGGAUACGAGAAAUAAGGAAAUUGUGCCAAUUUCGUUUGAACAAGAGUAUGAGAUUAUCCUGAAAACCUCACACAUAGAAGAGAUUUUUAAGUAUGGACUGUAUCGUUUUAAUGAGCUUCGUGUAUGGAAUUCUAACAUAGAUUGGGAGGGAAAACAGGAGAACGUGGAUGAAUUUGUUAAGCUGAAUGCGCCUAUAAAUUGAUAAAAAUGAACUGUUUGUCUACAUACAUACAUAUAUACAUAUCUACGAAGUUACGUCAUUUGCAUGAAGCAUUUAUUUCGGUUUUAUUAAGCUACACCCUAAUAAAAGGAAUAAGUUCCAAAACUAUAUGGCCUCCUAAAUUUUAUAAAUAAUCAUUAUUUUU
This is a messenger RNA of Rhagoletis zephyria (snowberry fruit fly), 1483 nucleotides long. RefSeq lists its product as uncharacterized. The record is from RefSeq and is a predicted model, not a curated record. Lineage: Eukaryota; Metazoa; Arthropoda; Insecta; Diptera; Tephritidae.